Racocetra persica is the source of this 245-nucleotide messenger RNA. Lineage: Eukaryota; Fungi; Glomeromycota; Glomeromycetes; Diversisporales; Gigasporaceae. The record is from the annotation of a GenBank genome assembly.
GAUGGAUGGCCCAGUCAAGCUUAUCGAGUGUCCAAAAUUGGAGUAACAAUAAUGACAAAAAUUGUGGCUCGCCACGCUGAUAAGGAAGGUAAUAAUGUUAAAAUAUUUUCAUGUUGUCCUGGUUGGGUUAAAACGGAUAUGGCAGGUGAUGCGGCAACACUCACUCCUGACCAAGGUGCAGAAACACCAGUAUUUCUUGCUUUCGACGAAACAGUUGUGCCUAAAAGUCCAACUGGAACUUUUUG